GAGCCGCCGCCGUCGCCGCCGUCGCCGCCGCCGCCGUCGCCUUCGCCGCUCUGCCGCCGCCACCACCGCUACCGAGGCCGUGCGGAGCCGUUAUCGCCGCGCCGCCCGUCCCGGAGCAGAGCCCCGGGCCUUCCCGCCCGUGUUCAGAUUGCAAUAAAAGAGGAACAGGGAGGCUGUCCAGGAUCGGCAGAUGACCAACAGCCAAAGAAAAGAAAGGUACCAAGAAGCUGCCAGGCCUGAGUGUACCAGUUAAACCAGACCAGGAGGAUUUUUAAAUAAUACAAUGUCUAAUGGUUAUGAAGACCACAUGGCCGAAGACUGCAGGGAUGACAUUGGGAGAACGAAUUUAAUUGUCAACUACCUCCCUCAGAAUAUGACCCAAGAGGAACUACGAAGUCUGUUCAGCAGCAUUGGCGAGGUUGAAUCUGCAAAACUUAUUCGGGAUAAAGUAGCAGGACACAGCUUGGGUUACGGUUUUGUGAACUAUGUGACUGCAAAGGAUGCAGAGAGAGCAAUCAGCACGCUGAACGGCUUGAGACUCCAGUCCAAAACCAUUAAGGUAUCAUAUGCGCGCCCAAGCUCAGAGGUCAUCAAAGAUGCCAACUUGUACAUCAGCGGGCUCCCGAGGACCAUGACUCAGAAGGAUGUGGAGGACAUGUUCUCUCGGUUUGGGCGAAUCAUCAACUCCAGGGUCCUUGUGGAUCAGACCACAGGUUUGUCCAGAGGGGUUGCGUUUAUCCGGUUUGACAAACGGUCGGAAGCAGAAGAGGCAAUUACCAGUUUCAAUGGUCAUAAACCCCCAGGUUCCUCUGAGCCCAUCACAGUGAAGUUUGCAGCCAAUCCCAACCAGAACAAAAACAUGGCUCUCCUCUCGCAGCUGUACCACUCGCCUGCUAGGCGGUUUGGAGGCCCUGUGCACCACCAGGCACAGAGAUUCAGGUUCUCCCCUAUGGGUGUAGAUCACAUGAGUGGGAUUUCUGGUGUCAAUGUCCCCGGCAAUGCUUCCUCGGGCUGGUGCAUCUUCAUCUACAACCUUGGGCAAGACGCUGAUGAGGGGAUCCUCUGGCAGAUGUUUGGCCCCUUUGGUGCAGUCACCAAUGUGAAAGUGAUUCGUGAUUUCAACACCAACAAAUGCAAAGGGUUUGGUUUUGUGACCAUGACAAACUAUGAAGAAGCUGCAAUGGCCAUAGCAAGUCUGAAUGGCUACCGCCUGGGGGACAAAAUUUUACAGGUUUCCUUCAAAACCAACAAGUCCCACAAAUAACUCGCUCAUGCUUUUCUUUUUUUCUUUUCUUUUUUCUUUUUUUUGUACGGAAUAGAUAAUUAAGAGUGAAGAAGUUGAAACUUUUUUGUUAGUGUACAACUCAUUUUGCGCCAAUUUUCACAAGUGUUUGUCUUAGUCUAAAUGAGAAGUGCAAAAGGUUUUUAUACUCUGGGAUGCAACCAACAUGUUCAAAUGCUUGAAAUCCCACAAAUGUUAGACCAAUUUUAAGUUUAUUAAGUUAUUUCCUUUAAAGUAUAUAUUAAACCGAAACCUAAAUAGACUGCAUUGACUAACCAGUCCCUCUGGAUGGUGGUGGAACUGAAGCAUGCUUUAACUUCUAAGACUGUCUAACACCUAUUUCAUUGGAUGUCUCCACAGACCAGAUUUAAAACAAAACAAAAAUCUUUUUUUUUUUUUUUCCUUCUUAGUUUUUAACCUAAAAAUGUUAGACAGAUGGAGAAUGUGUUUUCUCAACUGUUUCACCAUUUUAAGCAAUUUCUGCUUUAGUUGACAGGAAAUCUGCCCUUCCCAGCAGGUCCCACUGCUGCCUCCUUCACACUCAGUCCUGGCUCUGUGGUGUUGGGAGCAGCAGCAGAGUCCGUACUCUGUGGGGCCUUCACCAGGGAGGGGUGGGUUCCACAUGUUGGGCUGGACCAGGCCCUCCAGAGGACACAAAGGUGUUUUAUAAGCCCAGGCACCAAUGAGAACGGACCAAAGAGUUUCAGGGCAGCUCCAGUAUAUUCCAGAGUCAGACCUGAGCUCCGGGCAUGCCUGAAGAUGUCCAACUCCUCUGACAUCCUGAGUGUCUGUCCACACAUUGCAUGCAUGGUGCCACACAUCAGAUACUGUUGUUCAUGCAACCUCUCGAGUUUCCAAGACCAUUUAACCCAGCUUGAAUGCACAGUGAUAGCUGUUUUUAAUGACACAGAAACAUUUGAGCAUUGUAUUUUUCGCAUCCCUCCUUGUGAGCACUAGACUUUUUCCAAUCUUAGUCAGAUUUUUGUUUUGAAACUUUGCUUUUGUAUGGACACUCAGCAGAAAAGUACUUCUUGCCAGUUAUCUAUUAACAAAAACCUUUGAUUUGUAGUUUUAAGGAUUAACCCUCAAAGUUCUCUUCAUAACUGCCUUGACGUUUGGGGUUCUGUUCUGUUAAUUUUCUUUUGCUUUUUUGUGUUUUUUGUUUGUUUUUACUUUUGCAUUUAAGACCAUUAAAUUUGAUUUUGUUUUGCUCGA
Messenger RNA from Phodopus roborovskii (desert hamster), 2497 nucleotides. It is a transcript of the gene Elavl1, whose product is annotated as ELAV like RNA binding protein 1. Bases 284 to 1264 code for a protein of 326 amino acids. Gene Ontology annotation, molecular function: RNA binding. The transcript has 7 exons. Gene Ontology annotation, cellular component: ribonucleoprotein complex. The record is from RefSeq and is a predicted model, not a curated record. NCBI's taxonomy places the organism in Eukaryota, Metazoa, Chordata, Mammalia, Rodentia, Cricetidae.